AUGAGCUUAUUAAAACUAUCGAAUUGCUCACUCUUACCUACUUUAUUAGGACCGUUUCUGCCAAUCAAUGUGUUACGAAAGUUAGUGGAGGAUAAUGCAAAUCGAUUUAUUCCAUCGUAUCAUCGAGAUGAGGUGGAUGAUCUUAUACAAAUGCGUGUAAAUAGAAUUGAAUUCAAUCAUCUCAUCGACAAUCUCGAUAAUGCGAUGGAGGAAAAGGAAGCGAAAGAGGAAGAGGAAGUGGAAGAAAAGGUAGAAAAGGAGAACGCCUUGACAAUCGGCUGCGCGGGAGUACCUGGUCCACAAAACCUCGGGUGGAUAUUGCUUGAUGCUGAGAAGACUCGUUGUCCACACAAGAACGCCAGGAGAGUAUCCAAUGAUGAUAAUGACGACAACAAUGAUUGGAAUGAUGAUUUAAAUCCAUCUGAUUCGAUUCGAGCACUGGUCUCUUCAGAUUUCACCAUUUCCAUAACGUCGCAGGAAAUCGAAGAAGAGCGAGAGGAAUUAACGCAGGAAGAAGUAGAGUCAGGAGAGGAGGAGGAGGAGGAGGACGAGGAGAAGGCGGAGGAGGAGGGGGGAUGGAGAGGAGCAGAAGGAGGAGAAAGACAAUGA
Molecule: messenger RNA, 609 nt
Organism: Atta colombica
Lineage: Eukaryota; Metazoa; Arthropoda; Insecta; Hymenoptera; Formicidae
Product: KIN17-like protein
Exons: 5
Coding region: 1-609 (202 amino acids)
Source: RefSeq, a predicted model, not a curated record